Exophiala spinifera is the source of this 3975-nucleotide messenger RNA. RefSeq lists its product as uncharacterized. The transcript has a single exon. The coding region runs from base 1 to 3975 and encodes 1324 amino acids. The record is from RefSeq and is a predicted model, not a curated record. Gene Ontology annotation, biological process: tRNA wobble base 5-methoxycarbonylmethyl-2-thiouridinylation. NCBI's taxonomy places the organism in Eukaryota, Fungi, Ascomycota, Eurotiomycetes, Chaetothyriales, Herpotrichiellaceae. Gene Ontology annotation, cellular component: cytosol; elongator holoenzyme complex. Gene Ontology annotation, molecular function: tRNA binding.
AUGAGAAAUCUAAGAACAGUCUCGUAUUCGCAAACGGAACUGAAAGCCGAUCUUCCCCUCGCGGCUACAGCAUGGGAUAUUGCCAACAAUACCAUUGUCUGUGCCCUUGGCCCGACGCCCACAAAACCGGUCAUUGAACUGAAGCGAAGAGCAUUAACGGGAGCAGAGGGAGCACAAUUUACCAGCAUCACAUCCUGGGAUGCUCCAUGUCCGCUGCCGGAUUUGGAAUGCGAUGAAAUUUUACUUCUUCAACACUUUUCUGACACUGCCACGUCUUGCCUAGUAUUGGCUGGUGGAGAUGUCGUGGUGGUUCGUGAGGACCCUUUGCCCGAUGAGGAGAAGAUUGAAAUAGUCGGCUCUGUCGAUGUCGGAAUUUGUGCUGCUGCCUGGGCUCCGGACGAGGAGCUCCUCGCUAUCGUCACUCGAGCAGAUACACUUGUUCUGAUGAGCAGGACUUUCGAGCCACUGAAUGAAAGCACCUUUUCGGCAGACGAUCUAAAAGUGUCGAAGCAAGUCUCAGUAGGCUGGGGCCAAAGAGAAACUCAAUUUCAGGGAAGACGGGCCAAGGCUAUGCGAGAUCCCACUGUCCCGGAGACCGUCGAUCAGGGAAAGCCCAGUCCUUAUGAGGAUGGCAAAGCAACGAUCAGUUGGCGAGGAGACGGGCAAUACGUCGCUAUCAACAGCGUGGUGGCUGGUAAUCGACGCGUAGUCAGAGUCUAUACCCGGGAGGCUGUGCUUGAUAGUGCGAGCGAGGCAGUGGACGGACUUGAGUCUGCCCUCAGCUGGAGACCAUCAGGAAAUCUCAUUGCAGGCAUCAAGCGCUCGUCCAGCAAGACAGAGAUUGUGUUCUUCGAGAGGAAUGGUCUGCGGCACGGUCAAUUUGAUCUCAGAUUGACACAGAAAGAUUCGGAGAACUGGGCUAGCUGCAUUUCUCUCUCAUGGAACACGGAUUCCACGGUUCUGGCCAUCUGCUUCAAGGACCGUGUACAAUUUUGGACCAUGGGAAAUUAUCAUUACUACCUCAAGCAGGAGUUUUUGCUUUCUGGAGUUCUUCAUCCCACCUCUCUCAAGUGGCACACAGAAACACCGCUCAGGAUGGCCCUUGGCACAGCCGAGGGAUUGUUGGAUAUAACCUUUCUCCCAGCGGUGAGCCGUGGUAGCACGGUGCCUCCCUAUGACAGCGGUGUCGUGGCCGUUAUUGACGGGAAGACACUCAAACUCACACCACUGAAGCAAGCUGGAGUGCCUCCACCGAUGUCGUUCUGCGAAGUCGCUUUCGACUACAACAUUGUAGACUGUGCUGUCAGUCAAGACAGCCGGAAGAUCGCCGUCUUAACCACACACUCUCUCGAACUUUGUCAAUGGUCGACUCGGACUACACCCACGGGUGACUCCAAGUUCACAACGUCUGUGCAACGACAUUCCCGACCACUACCGAGUACUAGUCGAUAUACACAGGUGGUGGAAAAGGGGGGGGAAGUGUAUAUGCUAGCCCCAGCUCAGAGUCACAAACCAGCAGCAUGCAUGAAACUAGCCUGGUCUGAGACGUCCACCUCAAAAGACUUCGAAGCAAUACCUAUACCUCAAGGGAGUGAUAAUCUUCUGGUUGACAUUCAUUUCGACUCCGUCGCAUGCACAAGCUCUAUGCUUGACUCGACAUUCUUGGUUCCGUAUCCGUCUGAGAUUGAUUCACACCAAAUCCACGGCAGCCAGCCCAACAGUUCUCUAUUUGCCUUGCCGGGCCUUGAUGCACAAGUCAACGGUACCAUCAACGGGCACACAACUCAGUACCACAAAGCUUCUCUGACUUCGAAGGGAAACCUUUACAUCGACGAUAUCCUUCUAGUACGAGAAUGUACAUCCUACGUACUCACAGCCGCCCAUCUGAUCUUCACAACUUCUCAACAUUUGCUAAAGUUUGUCCAUCUAACAACUCCGUCCAACAUGCAAGUACCUGGUGAUACUCCGGAAGUUGACGAGCGAUGCCGAAGCAUCGAAAGAGGGGGCAAGAUAGUCACAGUCAUUCCCUCGAUGUAUGCUGUGAUUCUCCAAAUGCCACGAGGAAAUACAGAGACAGUGUACCCACGCCUGCUCGUCCUGUCGGGCAUACGCCACCAUCUCAAACAGCAAGACUAUCUGUCAGCCUUCCUGGCUUGCCAGACACAUCAAGUUGACAUGAACAUUCUGCACGAUUACGAUCCCGGAACAUUCCUAGCCAACGUUCCCAAAUUUAUCGAGCAAUUGAAGAAGCCGAGUCGCAUCGACGAGUUCCUUUCAAAACUUAAAGACGAAGACGUCACGCAAACCCUUUACCGAGACACUCUCAAUGUUCAACAAGCACAAACUCAGGCAGUGGCACAAACAGUACAACCUAAACCAGGCACAAAGGUCAACAAGAUUGCCGAGGCCUUCUUGUCUGCCCUCUCGCCUCACGCGUCCACAUCCUUCCAGAACAUGAUAACAGCACACGUCUGCAAACGCCCGCCGGAUCUCAACUCAGCCUUGAGCAUGAUAUCAAAUCUACUGUCUUCCUCCAGAGACGAAGCUGAAUCCGCCAUCUCGCAUCUCGUGUUCCUCACGGAUGCGAACCGUCUCUUCGACGCCGCGCUCGCCCUCUACGACCUCGACCUGACGCUCCUCGUCGCACAAAGCGCCCAGCGCGACCCGAAAGAGUACACGCCCUUCCUGCAAUCUCUCAACGCCCUCCCAACGCUUCGACGGCAAUAUACCAUCGACAACCACCUACACAGGUACGCCCGGGCCCUGUCCUCCCUACACGCGCUCGAAGCACACGACGAAUUCGAGUCGUACACGGUCAAACACAAGCUGUACACGACGGCACUCGACCUCUACAAAUACGACAAGGCACACCUGGAGAAGAUGAUGCGCCUCUACGCGCAGCACCUCACGACGCAAUCCCAGCACAACCACGCCGCUACGCUCUUCGAGUCACUGGGCGACUACGACGCCGCAUACCCUCUGUACGCACUCGCCCACAAGUGGCGGGAGUCUCUCACCUGCGCGGCGAUGGUCCCCCUCGAUCCAGAGAGGCUCUCGUCGCUCGCCACGUCGCUCGCGACCACGUGCACAGACGAAACGCGCGACUUCCGCGCUGCCGCCACCAUCCACGCCGAGCACCUCAACGACACGCUGAAUGCGGCCCGCCUGUUCUGCCGGGGCUCGUACUUUGCCGACGCAAGCCGCAUCCUGGCGCUCCGCGGCCUCCGGCCCGAGAUCCCGGGCGUUCUGGACACCGCGCUGGCCGAGAAGGUGGGCGAGAUCCUCGAGCUCAUCGCCGACUGCAAGGGCCAAUUGUCCGCGCAGGUGCCCCGGAUCGCCGAGCUGCGGAAGAAGAAGGAAGAGGACCCGCUCGCGUACUACGGCGGCGACCCGUCCCUCGUCGACCCCAACGCCGCCGACAUCCCGGACAACGUGUCCCUCGCGGCCACGGACGCCACCACCGCCGGCGGCCAGAGCCUGUUCACGCGCUACGGGAGCAACGCGAGCAAGUUCGGGGGCACCGUCGCGAGCAAUGUCUCGCGCAGGACCAGCAAGACCAAACGCCGGGAAGAGCGGAAGCGGGCAAGGGGCAAGAAGGGAAGCGUGUACGAAGAAGAGUACCUCAUCGCCAGCGUGGCGAGGUUGAUCGAGAGGGUCAACGGCGUGCACGACGAAGUCCAGCGCUUACUCAGCGGCCUGUUGAGGCGGGGAAUGCGCGAGCAGGCCGCAAAGGUAGACGAGGUGCUUAGGGAGAUGGUCGAGCUGUGUGUCAAGGCCAAGGGAGAGGUGUGGCAGGCUGCUGCUGCGGCGCUGCCCGAAGACGUCAAUGCCGGUGCUGCUAAUACCUACGACGUCAACGGCGAAGGGAGACCUCCCGGUGCUGAUGGUGUGUUUUGGGAAAGCCAACAAGGCUUUCAGAAGAAAGAGGCGCCAGAAAUCAGGGAGUGGAUGUCGAAUGAGCUUGUGACGGCAUGA